This is a messenger RNA of Bathycoccus prasinos, 1383 nucleotides long. RefSeq names its product alcohol dehydrogenase. The transcript is spliced from 2 exons. Gene Ontology annotation, molecular function: oxidoreductase activity, acting on the CH-OH group of donors, NAD or NADP as acceptor; zinc ion binding. Bases 1 to 1383 code for a protein of 460 amino acids. Lineage: Eukaryota; Viridiplantae; Chlorophyta; Mamiellophyceae; Mamiellales; Bathycoccaceae. The record is from RefSeq and is a predicted model, not a curated record.
AUGACGAUGGAAAGAGAAGUGCUGGACUCGCACGUCGUUUUGGACGUGAAAUAUUGCGGCGUACUUUAUAUCAUAAAUCGUUUGAGGCGAGACUUUGACGAAGAAAUUCGUAUUCUGAGCCGGGCGCGCGUAACGCGCGCGGACGAGAGAGAUCAAACGCGCGGCGUUCGUGCAAGCGAUAAAUAUUUUUUUUUGUAUCUACAACGAGGACUCUUGGAAGCCACUGACAAAAAAAACUUCUUCUUCUUCUUCUUCUUCUUCUUCUUCUUCUCUCUUUACGACAACCAGAUAUGCCACACAGAUUUGCAUUUCAUCGCGCACGACGUCGGGCAGCACUCGUACCCGUUAGUACCGGGUCAUGAAAUCAUCGGCGUGGUGAUAAAAGUCGGUUCGAAAGCGACCGAUUUUAAAAUCGGCGAUAUCGUCGGCGUCGGCUGUAUGGUCGAGUCGUGUCUGUCGUGCUCGGCGUGCGCGAACGACGAAGAGCAGUAUUGUAAAAAUACGCCGACUUGGACGUACGGUGCUGAUACGCGACACUCAUUACACGGUAAGAAUCAAGUUCAAACUAUAGGUGGUUACUCGGAUAAGUUCGUCGUGGACCAUCGAUUCGCCGUGAAGUUCCCCUUCGCGAAGGAGGAUUUCGAAAGCGAAGGCGAGUUCAACGAGGUUUUAGCAAAGUGCGCGCCGUUGCUUUGCGCCGGGAUUACGAUGUAUUCGCCGUGUAAAAAGUACAUCGAUAUGGUGAGAAAAACUCGAGAAACGCCCGUGAAAGUAGGCGUGAGAGGACUCGGAGGACUUGGACAAAUGGGUAUCAAGAUUUUAUCGACGAUGAACGUCGAGGUGUUCGCCAUCUCGCACAGUCCAAAGAAAGAAGAGGAAGCGAAAAGAAUCGGCGCGAACCAUUUCGUCUUGUCCUCUUCCGUCACCGCCAUGAACAAAUUAAAACGAGAUCACGCGCUCGACAUAAUUCUGGAUACCGUAGGCGCUCUUCCUUCGGAGGAAGACGCGUCCCCGUCUACUCCGGAAGGAGGCAGCCCGACUUCCAGAGAGGAUAAACGCGAUAAAACUCCUUCGCCGCAAGAGUUUUACGACGUCGCCGCAGACGCGCUCGCAACGCACGGACAUUACGUCUUGAUCGGUUUAAACACGAAACCAGUCGCAAUCACCGGAACUAAAUUCAUCUGGAACGACAUCUCUUUACACGGUUCCUUAAUCGGCGGCGUGAAACAAACCAAAGAAACGGUUGAUUUCUGUUGGAAACAUAAAAUCUUCCCGGACGUGAAUAUCAUCUCCGUCCGCGACAUUCCAAACGUCCUGCAAUUGUUAGAGAAAGGGAACGACUCCACGAAGCGAUACGUCAUCGACGCGUCCACGUUUGAAUAA